CAUGGGGAUUAUUUUUAUCUAGUUUAUUCUCUGUUGGACCGUUAGAUUUAAUUCUUGGAUCUGACUGCUUCUACGAGCCAACAGUGUUUGAAGAUAUUGUUGUCACAAUAGCAUUCUUGUUAGAAAGGAAUCCAAAUGCAAAAUUUCUUUUCGUGGCAUUAGCGUAGGAAAAGGCAUUGUGCAAUUUUAUAACGAAGCUGCAGAACAACGUGUACUUAAGACAUCUCACUAUUUGAUGGAAACUGAAAUAAAACUACAAUUGCUGUAUGAUAUAAAGGAAGACAAAGCUAUCCGCAAUGAGUUUAGAGGAUACAUUUAAUAAAGCUGCAAAUUAUUUGCAGAACAUAGUAUCAGAAUUAGACACCAAUGAAAUUCUUAAAUUCUAUGCUUUAUAUAAGCAGGCAACAACUGGAUCGUGUAAUAUUUCGAAGCCCAAUUGGUAUCAAGUGAAAGCCAGACAAAAAUGGGAAGCAUGGAAAAAUCUAAACGAUAUGACUUGCAACGACGCUAUGAUUAAUUAUAUAGAAGAACUAACAAGAAUAAGUCCUAACUGGGAAAAAGAUAUAGAAUCUGAGCCGCAAAAAAGGGUCGCUGUUAGUCGGUUAAUGAACGCAGAAGAACAAAUAAGUGACACAGAUAAAACCUUUUUAGAUUGGAUUAAAGAAGGCCAUGAACAAAAUGUACAAGAAACGUUGAAGAGAGAGCAAGGACUUGUAAAUAUAAUGGACUCAGAGGGUUUGUUACCAAUACAUUGGGCUGCAGAUCGUGGACACGUAGGAAUCAUAGAACUUCUAAUUAAAGAAGGAGCAAACGUGAAUUCGCAGGACACGGAUGGACAAACCCCGUUACAUUAUGCAGCAUCGUGUGGACACAUCGAUGUUGUAAAAUAUUUACUUUCCAUUGGUGCAGAAUCUAUAAAAGAUAAUGAUGGUAUGAAGCCCAAAGAUGUUGCUGAUGUUAAUACAUUGUCAUAUUUACUCAGCAUGGAAUAGUAUGUAGCUGAAUUUGUUCAUAAAAUUAUAAUACUUUUUUUAUUAAAUAUCAUUGCUCUCAUAAAUUCUUUAUUUAUGUACAAAUAGAUUCUGUAACAGUUUUCAUUACAUUCACAGCCUAAGCACUCCUUAGGUAAAUGCACAACUUGUCACAAUGGUAAUUUAAAACUUUUUUUUACAUAUCAUUGUGUUGCUUAUUACGGAACAUAAAUACUAUCCGUUAAACAUAAUAGAACGCAUAAAGAAUGCUAUGCCUUUUGUAAAUAUUUUCAAAUUGAUAAAUGCAGAAUAUACAAGACUUGUAAUUUUCUUUCAUAACAGUAUGAAAUAUUUGCAGAUGUAUUUAGACCGUUUGUAAAAAUAAAACUUAAAGAAAAUAAAACAAAUAUUUUUGUAUUAGUUAAUUACUUAUUACGAAAAACCACUUACAAGUUCAUGUCUGACUUGGACAGAAAUCGUAAGAUGAUUUCUCCAAAAUAUUCUCUUCACUUUCCCAGCUGAUACUUGGUGAUGUAUUUUAUACAGGGUUUACUCCACGGAUUCUUUAAAAUAAUGAAAACAAAUUAAAUUAUUUAACUUGUUAGGAAACUUAUUAAAAGAUCGUCAAAGAGACUGUAAACUUUUUACUUUUUUCUAAUAAAACUACUAUUGUACGUUUCCUAAUGUUAUUGUCUUUUAAUUAAAUUACAACUAUGAAUUUAACAGAUUACUUGCACAACUUUAAUGGAAUGAACAAAAUUCGUAUGAUGCAGAUUUUCAAUUUUCAUCACCAAGCGAACAGUCAUUAUUAUUUAUGUUACAUUUCCGUCGGUAAUAUAAUUUUUCUUAAUUGUUUGUAUGCACAACCCUUUUUAUUUUAGCGAUAUAGCAAUUAAAUAAUUCCCUAACAAUGGAAGAAGAAAAAGGAAAUUUGUAACAUAAAUAAGAAAGAAAAUAUUUAUCCUUCAUAAAAAAUUUCCGUUAUGAUAAUCUAACAUUUUCAAUGUAAUACAUUAUUUACCACCCUGAAAAUUUACAUCUCGUUUCAAGUGUUUUUAUUUUUGCAGAUUAUUUCUAUUAAAAGUUCUGCAAUUAAUUAUACAUAUUUACUAAUCGUUUCUGCCAAUCACACUGCCCUUUAUAGUUUUCGUUUAGUAAUUUCUUUACUCUUUAAGAAAAGAUCGAAUUUAUUUGUAUGGUAAAUAAUGUAUUAAUUAAAAUACCACAUCAUUAUAUUUGGUUCACUUAUUUUGCAAAUUAGCUGUAUCCUUAAUGUUUUUAAAUACUGGCAAUUGUUUGAUGUAAAAUUAAUCGGACGCAAGUUUGUUGUAUACUUUUUUCAAAUGGAAGAAUAACGUGAUACUUAAGAAAAAUUUGCUACCUUAUCUCUGUCAAAAUUAUCGAUCAUGAAAUAAUGUUUACUCGUAUGAUAUGUUACACUGAUGAUUAUAACAUUCUUGUUUCAUUACACUACACUAUUUACUAAAUUCAUUUACUUUCAA
Molecule: messenger RNA, 2473 nt
Organism: Nomia melanderi (Alkali bee)
Lineage: Eukaryota; Metazoa; Arthropoda; Insecta; Hymenoptera; Halictidae
Product: acyl-CoA-binding domain-containing protein 6
Molecular function (GO): protein binding; fatty-acyl-CoA binding
Source: RefSeq, a predicted model, not a curated record